Messenger RNA from Necator americanus (New World hookworm), 321 nucleotides. RefSeq lists its product as uncharacterized. Bases 1 to 321 code for a protein of 106 amino acids. Lineage: Eukaryota; Metazoa; Nematoda; Chromadorea; Rhabditida; Ancylostomatidae. The record is from RefSeq and is a predicted model, not a curated record. The transcript has a single exon.
AUGGAAUCUUUGGAAACAACUCGUUUCGUCACGCUGAACUGCCGAACACUAUCGAGUGAACUCCAACAAGCCGCUCUAUCCAGACUUCUGCGAUAUCUCUGUGUGCCUUUUGCUGCACUGCAGGAAACACGCAUGAGAGAUCGACCCGUCAUCAGCAUCGAAAAUUACACCACAUACUGCGGCGAUGCUGACGAGAACAAAGUAGGUGGUCGUGCGAUAGCUGUGAAGAAUGAUUACAAGAAGCUGGUGGAGAAAUUUGGCUCAACGUCGUCUAGAUGCGCCUUUCUACGACUGCGGGAUCGCAGAGGACGUAAACUCUGA